Molecule: messenger RNA, 1023 nt
Organism: Naegleria gruberi
Lineage: Eukaryota; Heterolobosea; Eutetramitea; Acrasida; Naegleriidae
Exons: 3
Coding region: 1-1023 (340 amino acids)
Molecular function (GO): hydrolase activity
Source: RefSeq, a predicted model, not a curated record
AUGUUUACACUCAUUCUCAUCUGCUUUUUGAUAUUUUGCCUCCUAUUUUACGUGGUUGCUUCUCGAGUGGGAGGACCAUUGUUCUGUCUUGCAAAAAUCAUUCACUUCCUAUUGACUAUCAAGGAAAAGUUCAUCUCCGAUACAAGGAAAAUUUAUGGAGAUUUGUGUAGCCCCGAAGGAAGAGCUUUCAUGUUGUUGGCCUCGACUUCAGUGAACGAUUCGGAACCAAAGAGAAAGCUCAAUCAUGAUGAUUUUAAGAAAAUUGUGGCCAAGUUGGAAUUUGCCACUCGUGUCUUGUACAAAUCAGAUUUUGAAGUGGAAAGAGCUAGAAAUUCGAAUGAAAUUUCAAUUGAAUCAUUUUCUAGAGGUAGAGAACGAAAUAAUGUGUGGAUUUCACAUAAGAAGGAUGCCAAGGAGAGAAAGACUUUGAUAUUUAUUCAUGGUGGAGGAUUUUUCUUUGGAUCAACUCAUUCUUAUGCUGGUCUUUUCAUUCCAUUUGUGGAAAAGUUUGGCAUUAAUGUUUAUUUGGUUGAUUAUGGAUUAUCUCCUAAGGUUGAUUAUAAGGAAAUUUUCCCUGAAGUUCUUGGAGAGGUCAAGACUGCUAUUUCAGAACUGGGUUUGAAUCCUGAAUUAGUUACUCUUGGAGGUGAUUCUGCAGGUGGUAACUUGGUUAUGAACACACUGAGAUUUUUAAAACAAUCCAACUCUCCACUUUAUUCUCAAUUGAAUAACAUUUUACUGAUGAGUCCUUGGUGUGAUCUCUGUUUGGAAACUAAAAGUAUUGUGGCAGCUGGUAAUAGAAAUGAAAUUAGUCUUUCUCGUCGUUUAAUUCUCGAUUGUGACAAUUCGCAAGUUCCAUUCACAUCUGAUCCAAAGGAAUUCUCAAUUGCUCACUGGCCAGAGAUUGAUGUUUUGCAUGGAAAGAGAGUUUUCUUCAAUUAUGGAUCUAAGGAACAGAUUGGUGAAAGAUCAAGAUUUGAUGAAGGAAUUGAAGAUUUUGGUUGGAAGAGAUUUGUUCCAUGA